Pediculus humanus corporis (human body louse) is the source of this 777-nucleotide messenger RNA. RefSeq names its product 46 kDa FK506-binding nuclear protein, putative. NCBI's taxonomy places the organism in Eukaryota, Metazoa, Arthropoda, Insecta, Psocodea, Pediculidae. Bases 1 to 777 code for a protein of 258 amino acids. Gene Ontology annotation, cellular component: nucleus. The record is from RefSeq and is a predicted model, not a curated record. The transcript has 6 exons.
AUGGCAGACGUUCCUAAAGACAAACUCCGUAAGGAAAUUACCGCUAUUUUAAAAAAUGCUGAUCUCACUAAGAUGUCAGCUAAAAAAGUUCGACAACAACUCGAAGAAAAGUUAGAAGUGGAUUUAACAGAUCAGAAAAAAGUUGUCGAUGAUUUAGUUAUGGAAUUUUUAAAAGAAACAACAUCUGGAAAUAAAAAAUCGAAAAAAACUGAAAGCGAAAAUGAAGAUGAAGAUGAUGGUGAAGAAGAAAAUGGUGGAGAUGAUGAUGACGAUGAAGACUAUGAUGAUGAAGAAGCUGAAAAAGAUAAACACAAAGACAGAAAGAAAAGACCGCAUAAAAAUAAUAAAGGGAGUGAUAGUGAAGAAGCAUCCGAUGAUGAUGACGAAGAAGAAUAUGGACCAAAAAAAAAAGCAAAAACAACUCAGAAAAAGGGAGCUGGUAAGAAAAAAAAAAAGGGAUCCGAUAAUGAUUCAGAUGAAGACUGGGGUAAAAAUAAAAAAAAAGGAGGAGGUGGUGCAAAAAGGGGUGGAGCUAAAAGUGGAUAUACCAAACCGUGUAAUUUGAGUCCAGAAUUGGCAAAACUAGUUGGAAGGGACAGUAUGCCUAGGCAUGAAGUUGUUAAGAAAAUUUGGGAAAUAAUAAAGGAAAGAGAUCUAUAUGAUCCUGAGAAUAAACAGUACGCCAUUUGCGACAAUGAUUUGUUCAAAGUAAUAGGAAUCAAAAGAUUCAGGGCCUUCAGCAUGAUGAAAUACCUCAAAAAUCAUUUUAAAUCAUAA